This is a messenger RNA of Sciurus carolinensis (gray squirrel), 945 nucleotides long. Its product is annotated as putative serine protease 46. Gene Ontology annotation, biological process: proteolysis. The transcript is spliced from 5 exons. Gene Ontology annotation, molecular function: serine-type endopeptidase activity. NCBI's taxonomy places the organism in Eukaryota, Metazoa, Chordata, Mammalia, Rodentia, Sciuridae. The record is from RefSeq and is a predicted model, not a curated record. Bases 1 to 945 code for a protein of 314 amino acids.
AUGGCAUGUGGGCCGGGGAAUCUUUGGGGCCAUGUCAGACCUGCACUUCCCUCUGCCAGACUUGAGAAUUCGCCCUAUAUGGAAGGGCCCUGGUUCCAGAACUGCGGUCAAACCAACAUUUCCUGCAGGGUGGAGAAAGGAAAGCUGGUGGAGGUGGGCAAGUGGCCAUGGCAAGUGAGCAUCCUGUUCCUGGGAGUGUACAUCUGCAGUGGCUCCCUCAUCCACCAACAGUGGAUCCUCACAGCUGCACACUGCCUGCAGAGAUCUGAGGACCCCACACAGUACUCUGUGAAGGUAGGAGUCCAGCACCGCCCAGACAACACCACCCGGUUACUGAUCUCUCGCAUCGUGAUCCAUGAAAAUUACAGCAAUCUCUUGUCCCAGGACAUCGCCCUCCUGAAGCUCAAAGAUGCUGUCUUCUGGUCCCCCCUCGUCCAGCCCAUCUGCCUACCUACUGUCCAUUCUAAGCUGAUCCUCGGCUCUCUGUGCUGGACCAUUGGGUGGGGACGCCUACAGAAUACAGUGACCCCAAAGUCCCCCUAUAGUCUUCAGGAGGUGGCUGUCAGGAUCAUACACAAUAAUAUCUGCAAUCAACAGUACCGGUUCAUCCUUUCCAAGGACCAGAAGCAGUUCGUCAGGGAUGACAUGCUGUGUGCCGGCUCAGAAUUGGGCUCAGACACUUGCCAGGAGAACUCCGGCGGCUCCCUUGCCUGCCAAAUAAACAACACCUGGAUCCAGAUGGGGGUGGUGAGCUGGAGCUAUCGAUGUGGUGGGCACCAACGCUACCCGGGCAUCUACACCAGCACCUCCCACUUCACCCGCUGGAUCAAGAAGCAGAUCGCUGACCUGAGGUUCAGCAACAGGGGUGGCACGACCCCCCUGAGCUGGCCCUUCCUCACUGGCUGCAUUCUGCUGAUCUCCUUGGGCUCCCUGUGGCUCCUGUGA